Molecule: messenger RNA, 858 nt
Organism: Lodderomyces jiufengensis
Lineage: Eukaryota; Fungi; Ascomycota; Pichiomycetes; Serinales; Debaryomycetaceae
Exons: 1
Coding region: 1-858 (285 amino acids)
Source: RefSeq, a predicted model, not a curated record
AUGUCUACUACUACAACAACAACAUUAAAUUCAAAUCCAACUUCAAAUUUAUCAUUAUUUAAAAAAUCUUCAAAAUCUUCAUUAUCCAAAACAUUAACUAAUAAUAUUAAUAAUACAACUUCAACAACAAACUCUACAACAAAAUAUCCUUGGAAAUUAGAAUAUGAUAAUACUUUAAACCAAUUUUAUUAUAUUAAUACAGAAGAUAAUACUAUAUCAUUUGAUUUACCUUGUGAAGUUAAUCAUAAACCUAUUACUCAAACAAAUUCAAAUUUUUUUACAUCAUUAAAAAGAAAAUUUACAAAUAAUAAUUCAGAAUCAAAUAACAAAUGUCAACAUUUUCAAAAACAAUUUAAUAAAUUAAAAAAAUCAAAUACUUUUAAUAAAUCAAAUGAUAAUGAUUCUUUAAAAUCAUCAUCACCUAUAAUUUCAAAACAAUCAACAAUAGAUGAUACAAUAAAUCAUUUAGAUGAUGAUUAUAUUUUAACAAAUAAUAAAUAUAAUAAUUUCAAGAACUUUGCAGGUACUACUUCAACAACACCAAUAAAACCAGAUCAAGAAAGUAUGAUCAGUAUAGAUUCAUAUAAUUCAAAAGAAAGUCAAUUACAAUCAGAUUAUUAUUAUGAUGAUAAUGAAGAAGAAGAAUUAGAAUCAGAAGAAGAAGAGCCAAUUGAAUUUAAUUAUAAAUAUUUUAAUAAUUAUUAUAAUUAUUAUAAUCAAGAACAACAACCAAAAGAAGAUUCUAUGAAAAUGAUAAGUAAUUAUUAUAUUUAUGAUGAUUCUUCAAAAGAUGAUAAAUAUGAUAUUGAAAUUGAAAGAGAAGAAUUAAGAUUACAAAUGUUUAAAGAUUUAUAUUAA